Cladophialophora carrionii CBS 160.54 is the source of this 396-nucleotide messenger RNA. RefSeq lists its product as uncharacterized. Lineage: Eukaryota; Fungi; Ascomycota; Eurotiomycetes; Chaetothyriales; Herpotrichiellaceae. The record is from RefSeq and is a predicted model, not a curated record. Bases 1 to 396 code for a protein of 131 amino acids. The transcript has a single exon.
AUGAGUUCCUCCAGCAAGCCCACAGAGCCAUGGGAUCUCGAGACCGCCGUCCGUCUCCUGCUUCUGCUGAACAACGCAGUUGCUUUAGCCCUCAGCUUUGCUAGUAUGGAGGUUCUAUUCAUCGUCGUCGGCUCGAUUCUUGGUGUCUCCGUCAUCUUCAAUAUGUUAGUCCUCCUGUCCAAGGUUAGGCCACACCGUCUGGCCUUGACGAACGACGAUGUCCACAGACGGAGCCCUUCGCUGCUUGUCUGGGGAACCGACAGCGUCGGUGUUCUUGCCUUCUUGUCUCUAUACGUGUGCAGCACCAUCGAGACCAUCUCACGAGAUGGUGGUUGGCGUCAUUUACCGGUAUUGCUGAUGGCCUAUGCAUCGAUUGGAACUCUGGUCGCCUGGUGA